Molecule: messenger RNA, 3613 nt
Organism: Panicum virgatum (switchgrass)
Lineage: Eukaryota; Viridiplantae; Streptophyta; Magnoliopsida; Poales; Poaceae
Product: LRR receptor-like serine/threonine-protein kinase GHR1
Exons: 5
Coding region: 166-2055 (629 amino acids)
Molecular function (GO): protein binding
Source: RefSeq, a predicted model, not a curated record
GUAGCACGCUCAGAGCUUAAAACCACCAUGGGCGAUUCUCUUCCACCAGCCAAGCAACGCAGGACCUAUACAAGCCUGUCAUAACCAUCCUGCGCGCUAUGGCUGCUGCACACACACGAGCAGCAGGCGAUCGAAGGAGGAUCUCCCCUCAUCAGCGCAGCAGCUAUGAGCAACCGCAUUCCAUGGGAACGGUUCUUCCUGCUCUCGCACGUCCUGUGCGUGCUCAUCUCCAACAUCCACCACGCCUCGCACGGCUGCUCCGUGGAGGAGAGAGCGGCGCUGAUGGAGAUCCGCUCCUCCCUGGUGCGUGCAGGCACCGCGGUGCCAGAUUCGUGGGGGCGCGGCGGCGACUGCUGCUCGUGGGAGCGCGUCAACUGCAGCGGCAGCGGCGGCACACGGAGAGUGUCUCAUCUCGACCUCUCGAAUCUAUAUUAUGGCGGGCAUUAUUGGAGCUUCAACAUGACAGUGUUCUCUGCAUUCUCUGAACUUCAAUUCCUGGAUUUGUCGAGCAAUCAUCCCAGCUCGCUAGGUUCCGACGGGUUAGUAGUGCUGCUGAACCUCACAAAGCUUCAGCAACUCAACCUCAGUGGCAACUACUGGCUGGAAGAUAGUAGUAUCCUUGCACCUAUUGGGGAAUUGGUUUCACUUCAAGUCUUAGAUCUCAACUUUAAUCAAAUGAGGAAUCUUCCUGUUGCAGCUUUUGGAAACCUCACGAACAUGCGCGAACUGUUUUUGAGCCAUAAUGAGUUCGACGGAAGCCUCCCAAAGACUUUGCUUGUGCUUCCUCACCUUAAAAUCCUAGAUCUGUCGGGGAAUUCAUUCGAUGGAGGUAUUCCAAUUAGUUUGUCUUCAGUUGAAGAACCGGCUUCACUGGAAGUGUUAAAUCUCAACUACAACCUGAUGAGCGGAGAUCUUCCAACCGAGCAAGAAUUUCGCUACCUCAGAAACAUACGGGAACUGCGUUUGAGUUUCAAUCAAUUCAGUGGGAACCUUUCGGCAUUCUUGUUUUCUCUUCCUCACUUUAAAAUCCUAGAUCUCUCAUGGAAUUCAUUAGUAGAAGGUAUUCCAAUUAGUCCGUCUUCAGAUGAAGAGCCGGCUUCAGUGGAAGUGUUAAAUCUCAGCAACAACAAAAUGAGCGGAGCUCUUCCAACGGAGCAAGAAUUUCGAUACCUCAGAAACAUACGGGAACUGGAUUUGAGUUUAAAUCAAUUCAGUGGGAACCUUUCGGCAUUCUUGUUUUCACUUCCACAUAUUGAGCAGUUGGAUCUCUCAGGAAACCUGUUUGAAGGACCUAUCCCUAUAAGCCUCUCUUCAAAUCUUUCUUUGUCUCUCAAGAGUCUUCGCUUUUCUCAGAAUAAUUUGAGUGGCAAACUAUCAUUCUAUUGGCUGCGUAACCUCACAAAACUCGAAGAGAUUGACCUGUCUGAGAACACUAAUUUAGUUGUUCAUGUGAAUAUCCCUGGAUGGGUACCUCCAUUCCAACUGAAACGGCUAGCACUCUCUGGUUGUGAUCUUGACAGAGCCAUUAUCAAAGAACCACACUUUCUACGCACACAGCUUCAUUUGGAGGAGCUUGAUUUGUCCAACAAUAACUUGUCAGGAAGCAUGCCAAACUGGCUGUUUAGAAAGGAAGCAACUCUGGUUGACCUAAGCCUUGGCAAUAACUCGUUAAGUGGAUCCCUAGAUCCAACAGGGCACCCCCAAACUGCUCUGCAAUCUAUGAUCAUAUCUAACAACCAUAUAACAGGGCAGUUACCCGUGGGCUUUGGCUCAAUGUUUCCAUGCUUGUCCACUCUUGCUUUUUCUGACAAUAACUUCUAUGGACAAAUACCAAUGUCAUUGUGCCACAUCAACCGCAUGCGACUUCUGGACCUGUCGAACAACCAUUUUUCUGGUGAACUGCCAGCUUGUGUGUUCACUGAUUUUCCGGACAUGCAGAUCUUCAGUAUCUCAAACAACCAGCUUGAAGGAACGCUGCCUCGUCUUUUAUCAGGAAGCUUGGUAAUCAUGAGUUUGUAUGAUAACAAGCUGUUUGGUAAUCAGGAAGCUUGGUAAUCAUGAGUUCCAAAUUAAUUUAGAUGGCAUUUCUUAGUUUUGAUGAUAAGAAACUUGACAAAAAUUGAAGUAGAUAUUUUAAUUAUUGAAGUAAAGCCUCUUUCUUAAUUGAUUUAGAUGGCCCUUAAAGUGUGAUAUUUGUUACGAAACUUGAUAAACUGAAAAUCUAUGUGUUGAGAUGAUAAUUUUACUAAAUUCAGAUUCUUGGAUGUUUUCUUGUGUGCAUAGAUGAAUCGAGGUUGGAUGUACGGUACAAAGGCUGGAAAUUUGGAUUUUGUCAAUGGUGUGGACUCGUUUGUGCAGACUGCGAAGGCACACAAGAAUCUACAAGAUGAUGGCUACGUGUAUUGCUCAUGCAUUGAUUGCUAAAAUCAGAAGCAGUUUGGCAAUGUUGAGCAGAUCCGCUUUCAUCUGUUAUUUAGAGGUUUUAUGCCCAACUACCAAGUUUGGAACAAGCACGGUGAGGUUGGUGAGACAAUGCACUCCGUCCAUGAGGACAGGCAUGAAACAGUGGAGGAAACAACUAACCCGGAAAUAGUAGAGGAAACCGGACAUGAAAGCGUAAAUGAAACCAUGCAGGAAACAUUAGUUGCUGAUGAUGUUGUGGAUGCACUAGACCAGAUGAUACGUGAUGGGGAACCGGACUUUCUUGACGAAAAGAAUCUGAAGAAGUUGGAGCAGAUGAGGAUAGAUGCAAGAACACCACUUUACCCAAGUUGCAGCGUGUCUAAACUUGAAGCAAACCUGAUGCUAUUGGAGAUGAAGUCUAGUAAUGGUUUGUCAGACAAGGGAUUUGAUGAUUUGUUAAGCUUAUUGCAGAAGUUGCUGCCAAGCCUUAACGGGUUGCCUGAAAACACAUACCAGGCGAAGCAAAUGAUUUGCCCAAUGGGACUGGAGGUACAAAAGAUCCAUGCAUGCCCUAAGGAUUGCAUCUUGUAUCACAGCAAAUAUGAAGACUUGGAUGCAUGUCCAGUGUGCUCAGCUUCACGGUACAAAUGUCCUGAAUCGGCAUUGUCAAUGAAAGGUGACCGCAACAAACGACCACCUGCCAAGGUCGUCUAGUAUUUUCCUAUCAUUCCUCGUUUGAAACGGUUGUUUGCAAACGCGAAGACUGCCAAGCUGAUGAGGUGGCAUGCCGAAGAUCGACUCGUUGAUGGGAAUCUCAGACACCCUGCAGAUGGUUCACAGUGGAGAGCUAUCAACUACAAAUACAAAAAUCGGUUUGCAAAGGAAAUAAGAAACAUAAGAUUCGGUUUGAGUACGGAUGGGAUGUGUCCUUUUAACAUGGUGAGCAGCAAACACAGUACGUGGCCUGUAACUCUUUGCAUAUACAACCUUCCUCCUUGGUUGUGUAUGAAUCGGACCUACAUCAUGAUGCCAUUACUAAUCCAAGGUAUCAAUGUUUAUUUGGAACCACUGGUGGAUGAUCUAAUGAAGUGGUUCCAAAUAAACAUCGAUAUCAUUUCCAGGUUGUUUUGGCCCUUGGCCAUCAUCUUGUAGAUUCUUGUGUGCCUUCGCAGUCUGCACAAACGAGUCCACACCAUUGACAAAAUCCAAA